ACAUGCUGAGUGGUACUAGUUAUACAUGUGCACGGUCAAUGAAUAAUAAAUAAUUAAAAAGAAAUAAAAAUGCCUCGAAGAAAAGUAGAUCCUGGUUUCAGUGAAGCUCGAUCAGAUAAUUUACCACGAGUUGAUGCUUUUACUGUCGCAUCCUACUUAGCUACAAACUCCGAUUUUGUAUCAGCAAAAAUGCAAGGAGCAAAAGCUAACCUAUCUGGGAGAAAAUUAUAUGGAGAUGCUGCUAUUGAAUUCGUACAACUAAAACUUCAUGGAUCAGAAUGUACUCUUAAAUGUCUUAUUUGUACUGAGCACAGACUACACAAUAAAUCAUAUCGAGUGACUCUCGUUUUAGACAUUGUUGAGGAAGAGAUUUUGUCUAUCCAAUGUCAUGAUUGUGCCGCAUCGUCAGGUGGAUGCAAGCACUCGAUCGCUUUCAUAAUGUGGUUACACAGGAGAUCGGAAGAACCUUCACCGACAGAUAUUGAAUGUUAUUGGCGAAAAUCAGUUCUAUCUCAAGUUGGAUCAUCAACAAAAUUUAUUAUGGAUCAAGCAAACUGUGAGCUCUGGUUUACAUUGCGAUACGGGCGAAUUACUGCAUCAAAAGCAUAUGAAGCAUCACGUUGUAAUACACCGGAUGGAGUUCUAGUGGAGUUGCUAGUUGGUGGUAAAAAAUUGCGGAGUACAAAAGNUAAUGCACAUUUUUUUGAAACUACUAAAUUUUCAAUAUGUUUGAAACCUCUAUCUGCUAAUACAGCUGCACCUGGUUUCAAACACUCCAAGUAUCCAGAGUUUGAUACUAUUUCUGUAUCAGAUGCUCUACCACCAAAUCCUGGUGAAAUGAAAUUAACUAUACCAUCUCGAACGAAGGCCAAAUAA
Molecule: messenger RNA, 876 nt
Organism: Diachasma alloeum
Lineage: Eukaryota; Metazoa; Arthropoda; Insecta; Hymenoptera; Braconidae
Exons: 5
Coding region: 70-876 (268 amino acids)
Source: RefSeq, a predicted model, not a curated record